AUGCCACCAAAGAAGAAGGUCGACGGUGACGGUGCCGACACUGGCGGCGACGGUGCAUUCCGCUGGACCCCCGAGAACGAACUCACACUCCUCCUCCUGACCAUGGGUCGCGCCCCCACCAAAGACGACUACAUCAAGCUCGUUGACGCUCUGCCGCCCGGAACCAACUGGAACGCAAUCCGCCAGCGUUUCAGCAAGUUGCGCAAGGACCAACAGAAGCGGUUCGAAGAGCUGGGCUGGGAUAUGCCUGAUGGUGUUGCGGCGGCUAAGACUCCGAAGACUACUACACCGAAGAAGAGGGCUGCUGGUGGUGCGGAGAAGGGUGAGGAGCUUGGUGGUGAUGAGGGAGAGACUGAGACCCCGACUAAGAAGCCGCGUGCGAGGAACGGCAAGAAGGAGGUUGUUAAGAAGGAGGUCGAGGCGGAUGAUAUGCUCGGUGAUGAUGCGGCUGUCAAGGAGGAGCUGCUUGGAGAGGAUGUUUAG
Alternaria novae-zelandiae is the source of this 483-nucleotide messenger RNA. RefSeq lists its product as uncharacterized. Bases 1 to 483 code for a protein of 160 amino acids. The record is from RefSeq and is a predicted model, not a curated record. The transcript has 4 exons. Lineage: Eukaryota; Fungi; Ascomycota; Dothideomycetes; Pleosporales; Pleosporaceae.